AUGGACAGCUGUGAGUCUCCCGUGGUUUCUGGGACAGACGAUGGGCUCAGCUCCUCCCAGCAGCAGCAACCACCACAGCCCUGGAACGAUCACUCUAGCUCACAGGUCCCUUGCACCAACCAGGCUCCUUCCCUGGAUCCUCUGUCUCUCUCUGCUCCCUACCCUUCUCAACCCCAAAACCCCAGUGCAACUCAUGACGGGAUAAGAGAAGCACAGUCCCAGCAUCAGCAGCUAAAACAGACAUCACCGCAGACCCGCAGCGAUAGCCCUGCUACGGGCCAGCUGCAUCCCAGAGGAGAGGGUCUUGAGGAAGAAGAGCAAGAGGGAGUCAGCUGUGGAGAAGAGGAAGAAUCUGACGACUUAGAUGAAAUGGAGAUUGACAGCUGUUUCCCAAGUCUUCAGCCCUUUCCCGGGGUGCCCAUGGCUUCAGGGGGAGGAGGUAUGCCCACUCUCUUGAGACAUCAGCCCACACAACAGCAGGGAGCACCUGAGAGUGGGAGUGAGGAAGGAGAGGAGGAAGAUGAAGAGGAGAGCAGUGAUGUGGAGAACCUGGCUGGAGAAAUAGUCUACCAGCCAGAUGGCUCAGCCUACAUCGUAGAGAGCCUCAGUCAGUUGAUCCAAAGUGGUGGGGGCAUGGUACCCGGCCUGCUUCCCACAAACUCUAUUACCAGUGGGGGAAAACCGGGCGAACCUGCUGGGACUUCAUCGUCGGUCUACCCUCAGAUCAUCAACACGUUCCACAUAGCCUCGUCCUUCGGGAAGUGGUUUGGCACUUCAGACCAAGGUUUCCCCAAUACCUCAACCAUGGCAGGUCUCAGUCCUGUCCUGCACACUUUCCGUGUCUUCGAUGUGCGGCACAAAAGCAACAAGGAUUACCUGAACAGCGAUGGGUCUGCCAAGAAGUCCUCUGUAUCCAAAGAUGUUCCCAACAACGUGGAUUUCUCCAAAUUUGAUGGGUUAGCCCUAUAUGGCAAGGGUAAGCCCAUUCUCAUGUGUUUUCUCUGCAAGCUGUCCUUUGGCUAUUCGCGUUCCUUUGCCACUCAUGCCGUCCAUGAUCACCGCAUGACACUGUGUGAGGACGAGCGGCGGCUGCUGGGGGACAAGCAAGUAUCUGCCAUCAUCCAGGGCAUUGGGAAGGACAAAGAGCCCCUCAUUAGUUUUCUGGAACCAAAAAAUAAGAGCACUCCUCUGCCAUCUACCCCGCUCCCUAUUAACUCUAGCCAGAGCUUCUAUGGCACAUUUAGUGGUGUCCAUCUGGAGCCUGGUAGCAGCAGUGGGGGCAGCGAGAACCUCAUGAACAAAGACUCUGACUCUGGCCUCCACCAAACCCAACUGAGCUCAGUCCAUUCUCUUGGAGGGCUGAGCAUUCCCAAAGCAUCCACUCUUACCUCAUCCCCAGGCUCUGCCAAAGACUCCAGUGCCCUGCCCAAACAGGGAGGGAGAAUCGAGGAGGCUGUUGGGAAAGAGUUGGCAUGCAUGGGAGAGGAUGGGGACACUGAGCAACAAGAAAGCAAGGGACACCUAUCCAGCCAGAUGGGGGGGUCAGAAGAAGAGGAACUGUUGUUAGGGGAGGAGGAGGACGAGGCGGAGGCAGAAAGCACUGCAGUGGCCUGUGGUGGUACCAGUAGCAGUGGCAAGGGUGAAGCAGGGGAACCAGCUGUCUCAAACCAAAGCAUUUCCAAAUCUCCUUUAUUAAUGCCUAGUAGCGCUCUCCAGCCUUCUGCCUGCACCUCUGCAGUCAGUUCCACACUCAACAGCAAAGCCCCUACUUCCACUUGCUCCUCUGUCAAGGAAGAGGGUUCAGCUGCAGACGGUGGGGGGAGGACCUCCGAGCUCCCUCUGAGCUUUAACUGCCAGGGGCUCACUGUUCCCAUGGCAAUGGCGGCAGCUGCCGUCAGAAGGAGCGAGGAUGACACUGCUGGCACUUCCUCCUCACCGCUGUCCUCCAAUGCUGCUGCUGAUGAAAGUGCCAAUCGAGAUAGUGCCACAGCUCCAGAACCAAAUGAUUUCCCAGCAGAAGGAGAGGAGGAAAAUGGAGCCCUUCUGCACCAUCACCACAUGCACCACCUUCAUCAUCACCUGCACCCUUCAUCUCAUGGCCACUCGCACCCCCUCCCAGGGGGCUCCUGUGACAUAGCAGGAAUGGGCGAGUGUUCACAGAACCAUGGGCUUGGUGGCACCAUGGGAAGUGGGGUAGAAUGCCCUAAAUGUGAUACUGUUCUGGGCUCCUCACGUUCCUUGGGUGGUCACAUGACCAUGAUGCACUCGCGCAACUCGUGCAAGACACUGAAGUGUCCCAAAUGCAACUGGCAUUACAAGUACCAGCAGACGUUGGAGGCCCACAUGAAAGAGAAGCACCCAGACUCUGGAGGCUCUUGUUCUUACUGCACUAGUGGCCAGAGCCACCCUCGUCUUGCUCGUGGAGAAAGCUAUACCUGUGGAUACAAGCCCUUCCGGUGUGAGGUUUGUAACUACUCGACCACCACAAAGGGCAACUUAAGCAUCCACAUGCAGUCGGACAAGCACCUGAACAACAUGCAGACACUGCAGAAUGGAGGAUCUAUUGGCACUGGGCAGGAGCAGGUGUUUGGACAUACCCCGGGAGGAGUGGUAGCUGUCCCCUCAGUGACCCAGGCCAGUAGCCAUCACCCACCCCACCACCAUCCUGCACAGUCCUCCACUCAUAUGGCCGGACCGUGUGGGGCACCCUCUCCAACCAAGCCGAAGAGCAAACCUACUUGGCGGUGUGAGGUGUGUGACUAUGAGACCAAUGUGGCACGGAACCUGCGCAUCCACAUGACCAGUGAGAAGCACAUGCACAACAUGAUGCUACUUCAGCAGAAUGUGACUCAGAUGCAGCACAGCCGACUUGGCCUGGGAGCCAUGCCCUCCCCCUCUGAGGCUGAGCUCUACCAGUAUUACCUGACUCAGAACAUGAGCCUACCACCAGGCCUCAAGAUAGACCCAGCUGGAGCAGAGGCCCAGUUCCUGAUGGGGAGCUUCCACCUGGAUCCCAACAUGGCUGCCCUGGCCCCGGCACUUGUUGGCGGGGAGCUGCCCAUGGACGUGCGGCUGGGCGGCGGCCAGUUGGUGUCCGAAGAAUUGAUGACCCUAGGAGAGAGUCUAUCACAAACCAGCGACCCCUCCCUCAAGCUCUUUCAGUGCGCCGUGUGCAACCGCUUCACAACCGACAACCUGGAUGUGCUUGGCAUGCAUAUGGGAGCUGAACGCAGCCUACCGGAGGAGGAAUGGCGUGCGGUGGUGGGCGACUCUCACCAGUGCAAGUUGUGCCACUACACCACUCAGCUCAAGGCCAAUUUCCAGCUGCACUGCAAGACAGACAAGCACGUGCAGAAGUACCAGCUCAUAGCCCACAUUAAAGAAGGGGGCAAAGGCAACGAGUGGCGUCUGAAGUGUGUGGCCAUAGGCAACCCCGUGCACCUGAAAUGCAACGCCUGUGACUACUACACCAACAGCCUGGAGAAGCUGAGGAUGCACACCGUCAACACUCGCCAUGAGGCCAGCCUCAAAGUCUACAAGCACCUGCAGCAGCACGAGAACGCGGUGGAGGGUGAUGCCUGCUAUUACCAUUGUGUGCUGUGUAGCUACUCGACCAAGGCCAAGCUCAACCUGAUCCAGCAUGUGCGCUCCAUGAAGCACCAGCGCAGUGAGAGCCUCAGGAAGCUGCAGCGCCUGCAGAAGGGCCUGCCAGAGGAGGAGGAGGACCUCAGCUCCAUCUUCACCAUCCGCAAAUGCCCUUCUUCAGACACAGGAGAGCUGAGCGAGGAUGUGGAGGCUGCUAGUGAGACCACCACAGACCAGGAGGACCAAACCAAAGACAGAGAAAGUGGGGGGGAGAAGGAGCUCACCAAAGGGACAGCCUCCAACCACUUGGAACGGCACCAGCCGGAUUCCCCGGCCCCCUCCAAAAGGCCCUCUUCACGGUCGGAGACGUCAGAGAGCCCACUGUCCUCCAAGCGUCCCAGGACGGCUGAGAAGAGCGCUGCGGAGCAGAUGUACCAGUGCCCCUACUGCAAGUUCACCAACACGGACCUGAAUCGUCUCAGAAUGCACGUGAUGACACAGCACUCUGUCCAGCCCAUGUUACGCUGCCCACUGUGCCAGGACAUGCUCAACAACAAGAUCCACCUGCAGUUCCACCUCACCCACCUCCACAGUGUGGCACCUGACUGCGUUGAAAAGCUCAUCGCCACAGUGACAGCAACUGAAGUACUGCCAGCAAGCAUGUUCAUACCUGUUCCGAGUCCAGACAGAGAGUCCCAGAGCACCCCUCAUGCCACAGCCAAUUCUAACUCUGAAGAUGCAAAGAAGCCAACUGAUGCAUCAGAUGCUGAUCCAGAGAAGGGUGUGUCAUUCCCAGCAGAAAUAGCUGAAGCUCGCAAGUCACCUCUGGAAGAGCAACAGUCAGAGAGAGAUGAUGCCACAGGAUUCCUGUGCUGGAAGAAAGGCUGUAAUCAAGUGUUCAAGUCCUCCAACUCCCUCCAGUUGCACUUCAAUGAAGUUCACAACAAAAGGCCUCAGCUGCCUGUUUCUGAUCGCCAUGUCUACAAGUACCGCUGUAACCAAUGCAGUCUGGCCUUCAAGACUGUAGAGAAACUACAGCUCCACUCACAGUAUCAUGUGAUCAGGGCAGCCACCAUGUGCUGCCUUUGCCAGCGAAGCUUCAGAACACUACAGGCCUUGAAGAAACAUUUGGAAACCAGCCACCUGGAGCUGAGCGAAGCAGAUAUCCAGCAGCUUUAUGGGGGCCUACUGAUGAAUGGUGACAUUAUGGUAAUGGCUGACCCAUCCCUUGGAGAGGAACAUGUAACUCUGGGAGAAGACGACAAAGAGGGAGAUGAAAGUGACCAAGAAGAGAAGCAAAGCCCAACAGGCAGUGACUCUGGCUCACUGCAAGAAGAUAAUGGAUCUGAACCUAAACGUGCUUUACCAUUCAGAAAGGGCCCCAACUUUACUAUGGAGAAGUUUUUGGAUCCAUCUCGUCCUUUCAAGUGCACUGUAUGCAAAGAGUCUUUCACACAGAAGAACAUUCUUCUGGUUCACUACAACUCUGUCUCCCACCUUCACAAGGUGAAGAGGGCUCUACAGGAGUCCACUAGUGGUCAACCUGAGCCUACCAGCAGUCCUGACAACAAGCCAUUCAAAUGCAGCACUUGUAACGUGGCAUACAGCCAGAGUUCAACUCUGGAGAUUCAUAUGCGCUCUGUUCUACACCAAACAAAAGCUAGGGCAGCCAAACUUGAAGCAGCAGGAGGGAUCCCUAGCUCUGCGAGUACUCCUGGAUUAAGUGGAGGAGGGUCCAGCAUCAGCACUUCAACAUCUAGUCCAAUCCCAGCAACUAACUCAACUACUAGCUCAACCAACCACAGUUCCUCUGUGUCUCAAACUACUCAGAGUAUUCUCGGAGGAAACCAUAUGAGCCACUGCAUUGAAACCCUUGGGAAUUCAUCAGUGAGCUGCCACUCCUCUCCAUCUGAGAACCAUGAGGUGAAAAAGAAUAAAUUUACAGACAUGCUGUCACAACAGCAACAACAACAACAGCUUCAGCAGCAGCAACAGCAAUUGGCUCAGGCUCAAGCCCAAGCCCAAGUUCAGCUUCAGCAAGAGCUCCAACAGCAGGCUGCUAUUUUACAAUCACAGCUAUUCAACCCAGCCCUUCUGCAGCACUUCCCAAUGACAGCUGAAUCACUUCUCCCCAUGCAACAACAGCAAUUGUUAUUCCCCUUCUACAUCCCAGGCGCAGAAUUUCAGCUGAACCCAGAAAUGAGCCUCAGUAACUCAGCACUUGGCCUAUCAGGAUCCUCCACCGCCUCACUGCUGGAAGAUCUCAAAAAUUCUGCUCAGCAGGCCCAGCAGAAUUGCUUGCAGCAGCAAUUGCUGCACCACCAUCUUCAGCAGCAACAUCAACAACAGCAGCAGCAACAGCAGCAGUCUCACGCACACGCUCAGAAUCAGAUGGCAUUGCUUCAGCAAAGUGCGUCUCUCCUUCAACAGGUUGAAAAAAAGCAGAAACCUUCCUCCUCUCAGAAUGAGAAAGAGAGGGAAAUGCAAAGAGAGAGGGAUUCAAAUGAAAGAAACGACGAAUAUGGAAACAAAGAUUCUGCAGACAGCAAGCUAAGAGAAAAGAAAGAUAUUCAGCAUAUUUCAAUUAACAUAAACCAUGAUACUGGAUUGCCUCCACCAAGGAUUGCUUCAGAUGCUCGAGGAAAUGCAACCAAAGCCCUGCUGGAAAAUUUUGGGUUUGAGUUAGUAAUUCAAUACAAUGAAAACAAACAGAAAGCUCAGAAGAAAACAGCUGGACCUACAGGAUCAAGUGGUCCAGGUGGGAUAACAAGAGUGGUGGACCCCAUUGAGGGAUUGGAGAAACUGGAAUGUGAAGCCUGUGGCAAGCUGUUUUCAAACAUACUGAUUCUAAAGAGUCACCAGGAGCAUAUCCAUCAGGCUUUCUUUCCAUUUCGAUCCCUAGAGAGAUUUGCCAAGGAAUACAGAGAGCAUUAUGAUAAACUCUAUCCACUGAGACCCCCUACACCAGAGGCAGCUCCAGCUCCUCCACCGCCUCCUCCUCCUCCUCCCCCUCCACCCCAAAGAGCUCCCACACCAAAUAUCCCUGUCUCUGCUGCACUUACACCUCCAACUGUACCGCCCCAACAACCACAAGUUUCAAUGGCACAAAUCUCCAUGCCAAUGGAUAUGCCUCUCUUCUCACCACUCAUGAUGCAGUCUAUGUCUCUGCAGUCCUUGCCCACUCAUUUGACUUCCCAUUUACAGUCAGUUGAGCCAAGCCUGGCCGCAGACCUGGCCCAGCUAUAUCAACAACAGCUAACACCAGCCAUGCUACAGCAGCAGCAGCAGAACAAGAGGCCACGGACGCGCAUCACAGAUGACCAGCUUAGAGUCCUGCGACAGUACUUUGAUAUCAACAAUUCACCAAAUGAGGACCAAAUCAAAGAGAUGGCAGACAAGUCGGGGCUGCCACAAAAAGUCAUUAAGCACUGGUUCAGAAACACCCUUUUUAAAGAACGACAGCGCAACAAAGACUCACCAUACAAUUUCAAUAAUCCACCAACAACAACUCUAGAAGAUACAAAAAUUGACUCUAAACCUCCUUCACCUGAACCUCAGAAACAAGAGUUUUAUGGAAGUAAGAGAUCAUCCAGGACGAGGUUUACUGACUACCAGCUAAGAGUGCUACAAGACUUCUUUGAUGCCAAUGCUUAUCCUAAAGAUGAUGAAUUUGAACAGCUCUCCAACCUUCUGGGCCUCCCCACUCGUGUUAUCGUUGUCUGGUUCCAAAAUGCUCGCCAGAAGGCCAGGAAGAACUAUGAAAACCAAGGAGAGGGGAGUAAAGAGGGUGAGAGACGGGAAUUGUCAAAUGACCGCUAUAUCCGCACCACAAAUCUGAACUACCAGUGCAAGAAAUGCAGUCUGGUUUUCCAGCGGAUUUUUGAUCUAAUAAAACACCAAAAGAAGCUGUGUUACAAAGAUGAAGAUGAGGAUGGACAGUAUGACAGCCAAAACGAGGAUUCAUUGGACCUUUCCAAUGAAUGUUAUACUCCCUCUGGGUCUUCCUGUCACACUCCAAUGCCCUCUUCUUCAAGUCUCUGCCCACUUCCACCCUCCACUUCAGCGUUCUCACACCUGUCAUCUUCUGAGAAAGAGGAAGCAUCACCAGCAUCCACCUCAAACCUAUAUGAUGAGAAACCCAAGCAAUUACCAGACAUUUCUGAUGAUCCUCGAGAAAAUAUAACCUCUAUUAAGCAGGAAAUUGUGCAUCAACCCCAGUCCGAGGCUCAAGAGCAUAGACCUCAGAGAGAAGAGAAGAUUCAAACGAUUUCCAAGUCCAUCAAACAUUCAUCUCCUUCUUUCUCUCAGCAACAACAGCAGUGCGGUCCCUCAGCCUCUCAGACAAGCCAAGCCUCAUCACAAAGCUCUCACAUGAGCCUCAAUGCGCACCUAACCUCUGCCACACAACAACUGGCACAACAAAUGAUCCCUUACCAGUGUGAGCAGUGCAAGAUUGGAUUCCCUUCCUUUGAGCACUGGCAGGAACACCAGCAAUUACACUUCCUUUCUGUGCAAAAUCAAUUCAUCCACCCUCAAUUCCUCGAUCGUCCAAUUGACAUGCCUUUCAUGCUUUUUGAUCCCAGCAAUCCUCUCCUGGCGAGUCAGCUACUCUCUGGGGCAUUGCCACAGAUUCCCAGCAGCUCUGCCACUUCUCCGUCCACCCCCACCUCCACCAUGAACUCCCUGAAGAGGAAGUUAGAGGAGAAAGCUGGCACUAGUCCAGGAGAAAAUGACAGCACAAACAGCGGAGAAGAGCCACAGAGAGACAAGCGGCUCAGAACUACCAUCACACCUGAGCAGCUGGAGGUCCUAUAUCAGAAGUAUUUGUUAGAUUCUAAUCCUACACGCAAAAUGCUUGACCACAUUGCUCAUGAAGUGGGAUUAAAGAAGAGAGUAGUGCAAGUCUGGUUCCAAAAUACCAGAGCAAGAGAGAGAAAAGGUCAGUUUAGAGCAGUAGGGCCAGCUCAAGCUCAUCGCAGGUGCCCUUUUUGUCGAGCUCUUUUUAAAGCAAAAACUGCCCUGGAGGCACACAUUCGCUCUCGUCACUGGCAUGAAGCCAAACGUGCUGGAUAUAAUUUAACUCUCGCUGGUAUGUUACCUGAUCAGGAGGGUAUGCAAAUAAAAAUGGAUGCUCUAGAGACAGCAGUUUACUCGCAACUUGUCUCAACAAACAGUGAUGGACAAAGCUCCUCUAUGUCACCAGUGAACAAAGGCAUGGAUUUGUCUCCCAGGGCUUUACUGAGCCCUUCAUCCAUUAAAGUUGAGGGAAUGGAAGAUUUUGAGAGUGCAACCAUGUCUUCUGUGAAUCUCAGCUAUGAUCCGAGCAAACUGGAUAAUGACGAUUGUUCUUCUGUGAAUACUGCCAUCACAGACACAACCACAGGUGAUGAGGCCAAUGCUGAUAAUGACAGUGCUGAUGCAAAGCACAGCCAGAAUAGUGGUGAUUACUUGUCUAAGUCUGGAGGCACAGUCCCACUCCUUGAAAAUGACGACCAGAUGUCCUCUGGGCUUGUAAGCCCUGCAACAAGCUAUUAUGCUAGGGACUAUGAAAAUGAACAUAUAAUUGACCAUAGUGAAACGUCCAGCAUGGCUGACCCCUGCUCACCAAGUCCUGGAGCAUCAGGCACCAGGAGCAUCGACAGUGGAGAUCGACCUGGACAAAAGCGCUUUCGAACACAGAUGACCAACCUCCAGCUGAAAUUGUUGAAAUCCUGUUUCAACGACUACAGGACUCCUACUAUGCUGGAAUGUGAGGUACUUGGCAAUGACAUUGGACUUCCAAAGAGAGUGGUCCAGGUGUGGUUUCAAAAUGCCCGUGCCAAGGAGAAAAAGGCAAAGCUCAACAUGGCCAAGCACUUCGGAAUAAAUCACACAUCCUAUGAGGGGCCGAAGAUUGAAUGCGCUUUGUGUGGUGUCAAGUACAGCGCUCGCCUCUCUGUUCGUGAUCACAUUUUCUCACAGCAACACAUCUCUAAGGUGAAGGAUACCAUUGGCAGCCAGAUUGAUAAGGAAAAAGAAUACUUUGACCCAGCCACGGUCCGCCAACUUAUGGCCCAGCAAGAGAUGGAUCGCAUUAAGAAGGCCAAUGAAGUUUUAGGACUGGCACAGCAGCAGGCUAUGCAGCAGGGGAUGUUUGAUAACCCUGCAAUGCAGGCUCUGAAUCUCCAGUCAGGUUAUCCAAAUCUGCAAGGCAUCCCACCUGUCCUUCUGCCAGGAGUUGGCAGCCCUUCUCUUUCCAGCUUCAACUCAUCUAAUUCAGCUUUAACUCCUCCAAAACCUUCAAACCUCCUGAACUUGCCUGGUGCCAGUGUUCCCUCACCGAGCCUCCCUACAUCCGGAUUACCCAACAAGCCUCCCUCCUCAUCAUCUGUUGCCGCAUCCAGCCCAGCCCAGCCCAACACAUCUGCUUCGCACUCAAGUCCCACCACCACAUCAAACUCCACUUCCUCAACCAGCCAGUCCGGUUCCCGGCCUGAACCCCCCAAAGAACGUAGUACUGAGAGGGUAAGGGAGAAGGAGAAGUCCAAGGAAAAGACAGAGAAGCCCUCAACCCCAUCAUCGACUGGAAGCACUCCUGCUCCAUCCACCUCUGCUGCCAGCGCCAAGAAGGAGAAACCAGAUACAGCUGUACCUGCCACCUCUAUGCCCACACCUGGCAUGGAGUAUGUGGUAGAUCCCGCCCAGCUUCAGGCUCUGCAGGCAGCUUUGGCAUCCGAUCCCACUGCUCUCCUCACAAACCAGUUCCUGCCCUACUUCAUGCCUGGCUUUUCCCCAUAUUACUCUCCACAGAUCCCUGGGGCUCUCCAAGGGGGGUACAUGCAACCGAUGUAUGGUAUGGAAAGUCUCUUCCCAUACAACCCAGCAUUGUCGCAAGCAUUGAUGGGCCUGUCUCAAGGGUCCCUGCUGCAGCAUUACCAGCAAUAUCAGCAGGGCUUGCAGGAGGCACUACAGCAGCAGCAGCAGCAGCAACAGCAGCUCCAGCAACCCAAGUCGAGCCAAACUGCAGUUCCCUCUCAAUCCUUGGGGGAUCGUAAAGAAUCUGCCAAAGAUCCAGCUAAAACAGAGGCGCAAAAGGGCAACUCCCAUAGUGAACCCCCCACUUCCUCCUCCUCAUCCUCCUCUCGUAGUAAAGUAUCCGCAGAGCAGAAAGAAAUGGAUGGCAAGGCUGGUAACCCCCAUCUAGACCAGUUCAUCGUCCCCAAGGUGCAGUAUACACUGGCAUGCCGCAAAUGUCAAGCAGUUUUCACCAAGGAAGAAGCGGCUAUAACCCACGUUAAAUCGAACUGUUUUUUCGGUCAGUCUGUGGCAAACCUGCAAGAGAUGUUGCUGCGUGUCCCCGGUGGCGUAGGUACAGCGGCUGGAGGUCUCUAUGACUGCCUGGCUUGUGACACUACGUUGGAUGGGGAGAAAGCACUCAGUCAACACCUGGAAUCGGCAUUGCACAAACACAGAACAAUCAAGCGAUCAGCCAGAAAUGCCAAAGAGCACGCUACUAGUUUAUUACCUCACUCUUCAGCCUGCUUCCCCAAUCCUAACACCGCAUCUACCUCGCAGUCUGCCACUCAUCCCAUCAGCAGCCCUCCUCCCCCGCCAACAACAUCAGCCACCAUGCCAUCCUCUGCUGUCUCCUCUUCCUUGUGCUCCUCCUCUACUACCCCACUCAACACCACAGCUGCCGGCAAAUCCUGGCCCCAGGCCCCUUUCUCCAGAGCUUUAGCUGGGAAGCCCAAUGCCAGUCCCUCCUCUUCUUCCUCCUCGUUUCCUCCAGUGUCCUCACCUUCAACGGUUACCUCAAGUUCAUUGAGCACCUCAGGAGUUCAGACCUCGAUACCAACAGACGUCUUUACUGACGAGUCUGACUCUGACAGCAGUCAGAAGUCAGCAGACAGGCUGGGCAUAACGGCGGAGGAGCCGCAGCAGCCUGGCUUUGUCAAAGACAGUAGUAGUUGUAGUAGUAAUCUUGCUAGUGUAGGAACAGACUCCAUCAGAUUGUAAAAGAGCUUUCAGUGAUGGACAAUAUUUAAAAAACACUAAAAAAGACAAAAAAAAUCACAAAUGGAAAAAACAUAAAAAGCAGCAAUGUUAA
Messenger RNA from Limanda limanda (common dab), 11671 nucleotides. It is a transcript of the gene zfhx3b, whose product is annotated as zinc finger homeobox 3b. The record is from RefSeq and is a predicted model, not a curated record. Lineage: Eukaryota; Metazoa; Chordata; Actinopteri; Pleuronectiformes; Pleuronectidae. Gene Ontology annotation, cellular component: nucleus. The transcript has 13 exons. Gene Ontology annotation, molecular function: zinc ion binding; RNA polymerase II cis-regulatory region sequence-specific DNA binding; DNA-binding transcription factor activity, RNA polymerase II-specific. Gene Ontology annotation, biological process: brain development; regulation of transcription by RNA polymerase II; regulation of neuron differentiation. Bases 1 to 11580 code for a protein of 3859 amino acids.